This is a messenger RNA of Cadophora gregata, 1924 nucleotides long. RefSeq lists its product as uncharacterized. The record is from RefSeq and is a predicted model, not a curated record. The transcript is spliced from 4 exons. Lineage: Eukaryota; Fungi; Ascomycota; Leotiomycetes; Helotiales; Ploettnerulaceae. The coding region runs from base 95 to 1738 and encodes 547 amino acids.
CAAUUGUAUAAAGGCUAAUUCACAUCGCUGCUGCUGCUCCAAGGACCUAUCUUGAUCCUCUCAAAACGCUGUCUGACCCGCCGAAGAGAAAAUCAUGAUGUUUUUCGACUCGCUUACCGGCGUCCUGUUUCCAGCAUUACUCCUAGGCUUGACAAGGGGGGCUACCAUCAAUUCCAGUGCCCCAAUUGCAACAGUCAAGAACGGAACAUAUUUUGGGAAGUAUGUUCCCAAAUGGCAGCAGGAUCAAUUUCUUGGCAUUCCUUAUGCCAUACCCCCACUUGGGCCACUCAGAUUCGCUCGCCCCAAGUCUUUGGAUACCGCAUUCACUGGCUUUAGAAAUGCAACGGAGUACGGAUUCUCUUGCUAUCAGUAUAGCAACCCAAACUUCACCCUGUCUGAAGACUGUCUCACGCUGAAUGUCGUUCGGCCUGCUGGAACUACCCCGAAGCACAAAUUGCCAGUAUUGAUCUGGGUGUAUGGAGGAGGACUUUACGCUGGUUCAACCGCUGACCCUCAGUACAAUAUCUCCGGUAUCACCCAUGUUGGACAGGAAAUUGGGAAACCUAUCAUCACAGUCUCAAUAAACUAUCGACUAGGUGUGUGGGGAUUCCUACAGACCCCGCAACUACUUGCCGAAGGAAACUCGAACGCAGGUCUCCUGGAUCAAAGGCUCGCCUUCCGCUGGAUCAAGGAAAACGUCGCUGCUUUUGGCGGAGACCCGAACCGAAUCACGAUCUGGGGGGAAUCUGCCGGAGCUCAGAGUCUAGCUUAUCAUUUGCUGUCGUAUGAUGGACGAGACGAUAAUCUCUUCCAAUCAGCUAUCCUGGAGUCUGGAGGCCCGACUGGGGCACAAGUCCAACCUCUGGCCUACUAUUCGGCACACGUAGAGAACUUGACGAGAGCUACUGACUGCUGGACUGCGAAGAACCAGCUUGCAUGCUUACGAGAUUUGUCAUCAGAUCAGCUCUGGAAGGCUCGAGUCACGACAGUUUGGAAUCCGUUGAUCGAUGGUGAUUUUCUUACCGCGUACCCAAGCACAUUAAUGGCGGAAGGCAAAUUCAUACGUCUCCCACUCCUGGACGGCGCCAAUAGCGACGAAGGAAGCAACUUCGGGAUCACUGGUGUCGACAAUGAAACAGCAAUUUUCAACAGUCUCCUAUCCUGGCGAUCAUACGCCAUUGUACCAAACACGGCUCGAAAGUUACUGGAGCUGUAUCCAAACGAUCCUGCAAACGAACCUCCGUAUUACAUCAAAAAUGCUACCGUUUUCCCAAACAAAGGGUUGCAGUGGCGUCGAAGUGCAGCCAUUGCUGGAGACAUCGUGAUGAUCUCAGGCCGCCGCAAAUUCUGCGAGCUUUACACAGCUGCAGGCCAGCCUGUGUACAGUUACCGUUUUGAUACGCCACUCUGGAAUGCUGCGGUCACUGAUGGAGCACGACACUUCGACAAUGUCGUUUUCAGCUUUCAGAACAUUUCUGGUGCACUUGGACCUCUGCCGAAAUAUCAGAAUUACACCAACUUGAGCCGCAAUAUUGGGAGAGCGUAUAUCUCCUUCAUUUACGACCACAAUCCGAAUACCAGCAGAGGCAAUAGUACGCUACCUUACUGGCCGAAGUAUGAUUUGAAGAAACCGACGAAUAUGGUGCUGAACUCCAAUAAAACAUAUGUGGAAGCUGACACAUGGAGGAAAGAAGGAAUAGACUUCAUCAAUUCUGUUGCUAGGGAGAUUCUUGCUUAAUUUAAUUCCCAAGAUACAUUCUCUUCAUCACCGAGGAUAUCAGAUAGCGACGCCAGAUUUUGAGGAUCCCAAGCGAUGUAAUGAGGUAAAAGAAAAUGCAAAGUUCAAGGGCGAUAUGUAGUUGCGCCGCUGUGGCUGUAUUCGGUAUCGCUUCAAUGGAUGGCAUCUGAUAAUACUUGAGCCGAG